GCCCUAGGGGAUAGUGCUUUUUCGGUCGUCGUGGGUUGUCAAAUUACAACUACAAAGUUUGAGAAGUUAGGACACUAUGGCUAAGCAAGGAGAUAUGGGAAAAAUUGAAUCAAAGACUAGAGCCGAAUUGAUUGAUCUUUUCAAUAGACAACAGAUGGUAUUGUCACAUAAGAAAAGGCUUGAAGUACUUCCAGAUAAAGGUAAAAAAGUUCAACUUUUAGCAGACAAGCUACAACAACUCAUUGCAGACUAUGCAACACCAAUGGACGACACUGCAAAUCUGUUUGAUCAACUUGACAUUGGUACAACCAAAACCACACCGCAUGCUGUCAAGAACGCAUUUCUGAAUACAGACUCACCCAGUUCAAGCUUCAAACCGUACAGAACUUUGAAAACGAACAAGAUAUCAGACUUAGGGGAGGGAUAUGAGCGGCCCCAGGCUCCGCCCUCUCGAGGUGGAACUCCUCGCCAAACGGUUGAGGGACAGCCUCCUGAGGUUUCUGCAGUUCGUAUACCUCCACUUAGACACCCAGGAACAAAAGCUCUUAAUGUGAAGGAGGCUGGAGAUCUCUUGCAGACACAGAAGAGCAAAGUGGAGGCAUUAAUGGCUCAACAAGCUGCAGAGAGAUUAUCAGAGAGACUGGACAUUAGGAUGGGUGAAUACAAACCAUUAACACCAGGCAGGUUCAGAGAGCAAGAGACAGAUAGUGAUGACAGCAGUGAUGAUGAUGAAGAUGAUGAUGAAGAUGAUGAUGAGGAGGAGAAGACAGAGCAAGCAACCUGACAGACAAGACAGUGGUACAACAUUAGAGAAAGACCGAUUCUUCGUCACCCUUUCAGGCCCAAUGGUGACUUUAAUCCACUGUGUAUUAUAUGGUGGCUGUUUAGACAACUGUGCACUAUACCCUGCGUGAGCCCCAAAGGUGACUUUAGUCAUCUGUGCACUAUACCCUGCUUGAGCCCCAAUGGUGACUUUAGUCCACUUUGCACUAUACCCUG
Messenger RNA from Asterias rubens (European starfish), 999 nucleotides. Its product is annotated as DNA-directed RNA polymerase II subunit GRINL1A-like. The transcript has 4 exons. The record is from RefSeq and is a predicted model, not a curated record. Gene Ontology annotation, biological process: transcription elongation by RNA polymerase II. Gene Ontology annotation, cellular component: nucleus. Bases 77 to 784 code for a protein of 235 amino acids. Lineage: Eukaryota; Metazoa; Echinodermata; Asteroidea; Forcipulatida; Asteriidae. Gene Ontology annotation, molecular function: transcription elongation factor activity.